Messenger RNA from Musca domestica (house fly), 3706 nucleotides. Its product is annotated as kinesin-like protein Klp61F. NCBI's taxonomy places the organism in Eukaryota, Metazoa, Arthropoda, Insecta, Diptera, Muscidae. Gene Ontology annotation, biological process: microtubule-based movement; mitotic spindle assembly. Gene Ontology annotation, cellular component: nucleus; spindle microtubule. The record is from RefSeq and is a predicted model, not a curated record. The transcript has 8 exons. Bases 144 to 3353 code for a protein of 1069 amino acids. Gene Ontology annotation, molecular function: microtubule binding; ATP binding; plus-end-directed microtubule motor activity.
CUCUCCUGGCGUCAUUUAAAUUUAAACGUCCAAUAAAGAAACGCCGCCAAAUAAUCAGCAGACAUUUUAUCUGAAUUGUUCGAUAAUUUUAAUUAAAAGGCUAAUAAAUAAACAAAGGGAGAAAAAUUUUAGUAAGAAAUUGAAUGAAACUAAAGGGGAACAUGAAUACAUCGGCACAAAACCAAUCACAGUCGCAGCCGCCGCGUAAAACGAAUGAACACAUUCAGGUUUACGUGCGAGUAAGGCCAUUGAAUCGCCGUGAAAAAUGCAUACACUCCACAGAAAUUGUAGAGGUAGUGUCACACAAGGAAAUUGUGGCUCGUCAUUCUUUGGAAUCAAAAUUAACCAAAAAGUUUACAUUUGAUCGUACGUUUGGUCCCGAAUCAAAACAAGUCGAUGUCUAUGCAGCCGUGGUGGGUCCCCUCAUCGAGGAGGUGCUGUCCGGAUACAAUUGCACAGUGUUUGCUUAUGGUCAAACUGGUACUGGCAAAACACAUACAAUGGUGGGCAAUGAGUGUGCCGAGCUAAAAUCCUCAUGGGAAGACGACUCGGAUAUUGGCAUCAUACCCCGUGCAUUGUGUCAUCUUUUCGAUGAGCUACGUAUGAUGGAACUGGAAUUUUCUAUGCGUAUAUCUUAUUUGGAAUUGUAUAAUGAAGAGCUUUUCGAUUUGUUGUCCACUGACGAUUCUACCAAAAUACGUAUUUUUGAUGAUAGCACCAAAAAGGGUUCAGUUAUUAUACAAGGCCUUGAGGAAAUACCGGUUCACAGCAAAGAUGAUGUUUAUAAAUUACUGGAGAAAGGCAAAGAACGUCGUCGCACAGCUUCAACUUUAAUGAAUGCCCAGUCGUCACGUUCUCAUACCGUAUUCUCGAUUGUUGUUCAUAUUAAAGAAAACGGCAUUGAUGGUGAGGAAAUGUUGAAAAUUGGCAAACUUAAUUUGGUGGAUUUAGCUGGUAGUGAAAAUGUUUCCAAGGCUGGCAAUGAAAAAGGAGUCCGUGUGCGAGAAACUGUUAACAUCAAUCAAUCGUUGUUGACUUUGGGAAGAGUUAUAACAGCAUUGGUAGAACGUACGCCACACAUACCAUAUCGUGAAUCGAAACUUACUCGACUUUUGCAGGAAUCAUUGGGUGGUCGAACAAAAACAUCCAUUAUUGCGACAAUCUCACCUGGGCACAAAGAUAUUGAAGAGACUCUAAGUACCCUCGAAUAUGCUCAUCGUGCCAAAAACAUUCAAAAUAAGCCGGAAGUUAACCAAAAACUCACCAAGAAAACUGUACUCAAGGAAUAUACUGAGGAAAUUGACAAACUUAAAAGGGACCUCAUGGCAGCUCGUGACAAGAAUGGUGUCUAUUUGGCCACAGAGACAUACAAUGAAAUGACCCUGAAAAUGGAUUCUCAAACAAGAGAGCUUAAUGAAAAAGUUCAUUUACUAAAGGCUCUAAAAGAUGAAUUGGCCUCUAAGGAGAAAAUCUUCAAUGAAGUUAGCUUGAAUUUAAUUGAAAAGACUGCAGAAUUACAGCAAAAGGACAAUCGUUUGAGGUCAACCAAGGGAGAAUUAAUAGAAACAAAGAAAGUUUUGAAAAAUACCAAACGACGUUACAAAGAGAAAAAGGUGUUGCUUGAAUCACAUGCCAAGACUGAGGAGGUAUUAAAAGAUCAGGCCACACAGAUAUUGGAAGUUGCUGAUAUUGCCACAAAGGAUACGGAAGCAUUGCAUGAAACCAUUGACAGACGCAAAGAUGUUGAUGUUAAAAUACAAACUGCCUGUGAACGUUUUACUGAACGUAUGAAUGAAAACUUUGAUCAGAUGGAUGAAACCCUUAAACAGUACGAGGGAAAACAAAUUAGUUUAACUCGUUGCAUGGACGAAGAAUUGACCAAAACAUCCAGUGUUCAGUCAAAACUCAUAGACGCCACCAGUGAACAAAUCAAAAGUAUUAAACAAAUAUUAGACUCCUACGAAACUUCAAUGAGCAGUAUGACAGAAAAUCUUUGUUCUACCCUCACAAAUACGGGACAACAACAAAAUACAUCAAUUAUUAAUUUCUUGAAACAAUUAAAAGAAAAGGAAUUACAGUUUAAAACUCAGAUAAAAGAAAACUUGGAGGCGAUUGAGUGCACGAAUGAGCAGCAACAAAUAGCCUUAAGUGGUAUGCGUGAUUCUAUAAAGGAAAAACUUGAAGAAAGCAACACCAAAUUGCAGCAACACACGAAACGUAUACAAACCGAAAUGGAUGCCAUCAAACAGAAAACAUUAGAAAAUACACAAGAACUACAGAAAAUUUCUACAAACCUUACUGAGCAAAGAACUCUAGUAGAAGAGGAACAAAAACUAUUGGAAGAUUUUCAAAAUAAAAUGCAAGAAUUGCACAAAAAACAUACAGCGUGUUCCAAUAACAUCAAUACGAAUGUUGAAACUUUGGAAAAGGCCCAACAAUUUGUCACCACUCAACUAGAGGGAUCAUCUAAAUUGCAACAAGUCUUUUUGGAAAAGAAUGCCAAGGCUUUAGAAAAUAACUGUCUUUUAGUCGAUAAACUUAGAGAUCAAAUUGAACUUCACAUUGAUCAGAAUGUUGCAAAGUGUUCCACACUUACCAUACAAUUAGACAAUAAAGUUCAAGAGACGUCUAAAGCACUGGAAUCUCAGAUUGUAAUUGCGGACCAACAUUACACACAAACAACGGAAACACUUAAAGAAUAUGGCCCUCAAGUGAAACGAAUUUGUUCGGAACGUAGGGAGCAACAUAACGGCAAAACAGAUCUCAUUCUAAACUCAUUACAGAAUCAUGUCAAACAAACUGUUGAAAAUGUAUCCAUUAUUAAAAGUUUCAACUGUUCAUUGCAACAAAAAUUGAAAGAUUAUACUAAAGUACAUAAAGAACAAAUGCAAUCCUGUGCUCAAGAUGUGGAAACAUUCCGUAAAAGUGAAAUCAAGACGUACACAGCAACUGGAGCUACGCCUUCGAAAAAGGAUUUCAAAUAUCCUCGAGUUUUGGCAGCAACAUCUCCACAUUCGAAUAUUGUUAAACGUUUUCGCCAGGAAAAUGAUUGGUCAGAUCUUGAUAUGACAAUACCAUUGGAUGAGGAAAGUGAAACUGAUAUUGAAAAUUCUAUAUCGGAUACCGAAACAAUUUUAAAUUCUACACCAGUUGAAACAGAAAUCGUGCCACCAAAAAGAAAUUCUUAUGUAACGCAGAGAAAAUCCGAUCGCAAUUCCAACUUAUUAAAAGUGCCACCACAAAGCAACAGUCGUUCAGGAUCACCAGCCGACAGUAUAUCACCACGCAAGGGUUCUUCAAGAACAAAUUCACCAGCUUAUUUAAAGCAAAAUAAAGAAAAUAUAACGACCUAAUCAACUUGCUACUUAAUGCAUAAUUCUCAAAUGUCGUUUUAAGAAUUUAGUAUUUUUGUUUAUUUAAUUUUUAUUUUUUCUAUUGAAAAUAUCAUCAACACGUUUUCGUAUAGUCAUACUACUGCUUAUAUAUUUUAAUUAUUCUAAUUUAAUAUAGCUUGUAUAUAGAAAGAGAUUUGGCAUACAAGUUUUUAAUUUAAUCCAUUUUACAUGAUUGAUGCAAUGAAAUGUGUUGUGUAAUAUGUUCCUUUUCACUCAUAUAUGCAUUUGUAUUUCGUUUAUAUUCUCCCUCCUCUCUUGUAUGAAAAUAAAUAGUAUUUAAAUAAAUAAUAUUUUUUAACAUUAAAUGAAAA